AUGGAAAUUAAUCAGGAUAAAAUUCGUAAGCUAACUUUACCUAAAGUCUCCGAUCUAUCCGGUCAAGAUGUACGCCAGGUUAAACGAAUUAAUGCUAGUAAUAAAGGGAUAGAAGAACUUGAUGAUAUAAGUGCCUGCGUGGAAUUAGACUAUUUGGAUCUAUCCAAGAACUCAUUAACUGAUGUAAAAGGCAUAUUUCAUUGUAAAUCGCUGGUGACAUUGAACGUUGGCAGCAAUCAAAUUCAAUCACUGGGUGACAUUUGGAAGCUGAGAAAGUUAUCCAUACUUAAUGCUAGCCAUAACCAUUUAACAAGUACUAUCUUCCUUGAUAAAUUAAAAAAUCUGAAAGUCUUAAUCCUAAAUAACAACAGCAUCUCGCAAUUAACUAAUGUUAUCAAGCUUAAAAUGCUGAAUACAUUGAUCUUGUCUAACAAUCAAAUCGAAGAAAUCGACCUAUCCUCGCUUGUCAAUUUAAGAAAACUCUCUUUAUCUCACAACAAGUUACGCGCUACUCCGGACCUAAAGCAUAACGUAGAAGUCAAGGAUGUUAGAUUAAACGAUAACAAGAUAAUGGCUAUUCGUCAAGAUUUACAUUUAAACUCAAGGCUACAAAUCUUAGAUUUAGGGAAUAACCGACUGAAAAGUACUGAAGAAAUUAAAGUGAUAUUUCAGUUAACGGAAUUGAAAAAUUUAAACAUGAGAGGCAACGCAGUUUGCGAUGACUCCAUCAAUGAGGAAGUAAAUAAAUGA
Trichoplax adhaerens is the source of this 750-nucleotide messenger RNA. RefSeq lists its product as uncharacterized. The record is from RefSeq and is a predicted model, not a curated record. Gene Ontology annotation, molecular function: protein binding. The coding region runs from base 1 to 750 and encodes 249 amino acids. NCBI's taxonomy places the organism in Eukaryota, Metazoa, Placozoa, Uniplacotomia, Trichoplacea, Trichoplacidae. The transcript is spliced from 5 exons.